GACAAAACUUUAACCGACCUAGGAGAUAGAUAUAUAAAUGCAAUGGAUAUCUUCAUUUUCAUAUGAAAAAACCAAUUCUCAUAAAAAUUGAAAAUGUCAGGGGCACAAGGUGCACAGCCCAAGGAAUCUGUUACAGCAACAACCUAUGAAUCAAUUGUCAAAGAAGAGAAUAAGCCAAGAAUGGAUAUUCAUUCUCGUGAGGAUGAAAAAGGGAUAGAAAUUGAUAAGAUUCAAGACAAGGUAGAUGAUGCUGCUGGUAAAGGUGGUCCUGUUUUUGGGGCCGGUAAAGACGACGAUGACAAGAAGGAUUUGGGAGUUACCGGCACAGCCGAGUAAAACUAUUUAUUACAACAACUACUUUCUAGUGUUCUUUUAUUUUAAGGAUGUAUGUAUAGUUAGCAGACUCUUGUUUGGUAUGUAUUUAUUUUAAGUG
This is a messenger RNA of Solanum dulcamara, 433 nucleotides long. RefSeq lists its product as uncharacterized. The record is from RefSeq and is a predicted model, not a curated record. The transcript has a single exon. NCBI's taxonomy places the organism in Eukaryota, Viridiplantae, Streptophyta, Magnoliopsida, Solanales, Solanaceae. Bases 94 to 336 code for a protein of 80 amino acids.